Rhodamnia argentea is the source of this 3067-nucleotide messenger RNA. RefSeq lists its product as uncharacterized. The coding region runs from base 1004 to 3067 and encodes 687 amino acids. Gene Ontology annotation, biological process: regulation of defense response to fungus. Lineage: Eukaryota; Viridiplantae; Streptophyta; Magnoliopsida; Myrtales; Myrtaceae. The transcript has 6 exons. The record is from RefSeq and is a predicted model, not a curated record.
UUGUUUGAAUAAAGUCCUUGUAUGCCUUUUCUUGAUUUCAGAUUUGAGUUGGUCCAGUUGGGGUUGGUGAAAUCUCCUCGAGCAUCAUUUGACCUGUACAUGUUUCCUCGGUGUGGGGGCAAUUCGAUUCUUCAGCACUUGACACAUAACCUACAGAAUAAUUCACUUAUUUUCUAACAUAAGCCCAUGUUAUGUUUUGUGGACCGUUAUCUUUUUGCUCAAAGACAUACAGAGAUGCAAGUGAAUGGCUAACUGCAAAUUCCUCUUCCAUACUAAGAUGUUUUUUCCAACAAAAGUUUCAUCUUUUAUGCUCAAUGACAUACAUAUGAUGUGGAUUCCUGCACAUUAACUUAUAAAUUUCUUUUCACCCGUUAGUCCACUACCGGCCCUUCACGGUAACGCAAGUGUUACGUCAUCAAGAACCAGUCAACAAAUGUAGGAUUCAUGAAAAUAGAGCGACGAGAUGCGAGAUCCACAAGCUUUGAGAUUUAUAAGAAAGGACACGAGUUCACGAGAAUCCUGUCGUGGGUUUGCAGCUUAAUACGUCAAGGCAGUUAAUCAAGCCGUUAAUGGACUGGUGAUUUGUCUGCAAGAAAACCGUUCAAGAGGAAGAUGAACAGUGAGAGACCAGUCAAAGGUAAGCAGUGACCCGUCGGUCGUCACCCCAGUUUGGCUUUAAAUAGUCGGGUUGCUCGCUUUACUGCCCCUGACAGACAACCCGUCAGGCCUCGCCUCACUCCAGUUUACAUCCUCCUUCUAGAGAGAGAGAGAGAGCUUUCCUGACUGAAAAAGCUCGAAAACUACGGAGGCUCGGCACUCUUUAUUCCCUUGAAAGCAAGAACGAGGACGAAGCAUCUGCAAAAGAAGAGGAGGGGAGAAUGUCAUAAUGAACACCGAGCAAAGUCAUAAACUUCUCAAGCAAAGAAAGAAGAUACUUCCUUUAUCAUCUUCCCAAGGAAAAUAUCAAUUUUUGGGUUAAUCUAGCCAGUUUGUUGGGAGAAACAUGACCACUGGAAUGACUCGUAAAGUUCGGCUAGUCAAGUGCCCAAAAUGUCGGCAGCUUCUUCCAGAGCCGCUAGAUAUUUCUGUGUACCAAUGUGGUGGAUGCAGCGCUGUCCUUCGAGCAAAAAGUCGCAGAAAUGAAGCUGGGAGUGCAGUAUCGGAACUCCUCGAAGCAGCUGAUGCUCAGAAGAAUAAACCUGUAUCGACUUCAGUGGAAAACGGUUCAAAAGAAUCAGGACAUGGAACAGUUCUUCCUUGCUCGACUCUCCGUAUGCCUGAUCAGAGCAAUGUGGACAACCGUUGCAUGUCUGACAAUAGCAAUGCUGAACCUGACCAGCCUCGGGAGUCGUUCUCAUCCAACGGACCUAAAAAUGACCGAAGCAGGCAAGAUGUAUCUGGUGAGUGCAAUGAAGAAGGACAUGGAGGAUCAAGGGAUGUUCGGUCUUCGAUUGAGCUUGCUUCUCUUGAUAUUGGACAGACUUUGCUUGUCGAGACUCCAGGGCCAAAUUUAAACGUAAGUGGAGAGAGCUCAAUAUCUGAUGAACUGCCAGAGCAACCUGAUAAGAGCAUUUCACAUGACAUCGUAAAUCUGAGGGAUACUCCAAUCUCUGCAAGUGGAAAAUAUGGUCACCCAAGCUCGAUGCUGAGAGGUGAACCUGGAGAAGUACCUAUCUCCACAUCAGCCAUAGGAUUGAAUGAUCAUGUUUACCAAUCUCCUACUCAUGUUGAGAAUCAAUGCAUUAGUGGGUAUGCUCAUUGUACAAAAGAAGCAAAUUUUGCCAUUUCUGAAGAACAGGUCACUAGGAAAAAGUUCCUGGAGAAUCACAAGACAGACCCUGAUUUUAGAAUGAAGUGUCCCCUAAAGAAAGAAGCGAAUUUUGCCGUUUCUGAAGAACAGGUCGCUAGGCAGAAGUUCCUGGAGAAUCACAAGACGGACCCUGAUUUUAGAACGAAGCAUCCCCUAAGGAAAGCAGCGAAUUUUGUCAUUUCUGAAGAACGGGAAGCUACGCAGAAGUUCCUGGAGAAUCACAAGACGUAUCCUAAUUCUAGGACGAAGCAUCCCCUAAGGAGUUCUAAGUCAUUUUACCAUAAUUCAGAUGGAGGGACUGACCCAAUUCGAAUUAGCAGGCAGGAUCGAGGUGAAACAAUGAGACCUGCAAGACAUGGUCUUCCUGCUCUGUGCCGAACUAGAACAAAAUCAGAGGGAUUAGAGCCCAGCAGAGCACCAAACUUUCUGAGGGAUCACCGUACUUAUGACUAUGGGGCUCCCCUGAGCAAGGUGCACAAAUAUCUGGUUCGCAGCUCAAGCUGUCAUGUACCAGAGAAGCCUGAGUUCCCUUCUCAGGAUGAGAUGGAACUGUUGAGGAAGGUUCUUGAACUGGAGGAUCAACUAAAGAGAACAUACAAUCUCCAUGGAAUGAGAAAUGAAAGAGUGUCCCAGCAGUAUAGUUAUUUGGGGAAACAUUUCUCAUCGAAAACCAUGGAAAACAGUAGAAAAUCUGACUACUCCUAUACCGGUCUCUCCCCGCAUGACAGGCAUUACUCUGUACACUUGCCUCCACUCGCCAAUCGUGAUAAAGGACUCUAUAGAGUUCGCUCAAGCCGCAGCAUGUGUAGUCAAUAUGCCUCCUCUCCAUUGAGCUCCAGGCAGUACGCAGUCCCCAUGUGUGAUCGCGAAAUCAAGUUUAAGCAUUCAAGAAAGGAGCGUCAAUCUUCCAAGAGACACUUCCGGCCUAUCGCAGUGUUGGAGUUCUCGAUCCAGAAAGGAACACACCUAAUUCGGUAUACACCACAUGCAAUGGAUCGAGAAGAGAGUAUGUGUGCAAUGCCCUCAGAGACCGAGGAAGUUCCUGGCAAAACCAGUUCAGCACUUCAUCAGCUAAUGGGCUACUCUUCAGUUAGUCAGCUGAUGACAGGAUCAAGGCCGUCAGCCAGCAGGGCGAGCCCUUCCACCCUGAAGUACUGGCCCGGAGUUGAUGGAUUUUCUCUUCUGAGAAUACUUUCUUUGGCUCAAGCCCCUGUAUUUUCCGUGCUAGUUGAAAAGGAUUCUUAUGCUGGCAUAUGA